This is a messenger RNA of Helicoverpa zea (corn earworm), 1004 nucleotides long. RefSeq lists its product as uncharacterized. The coding region runs from base 65 to 880 and encodes 271 amino acids. The record is from RefSeq and is a predicted model, not a curated record. The transcript is spliced from 3 exons. Lineage: Eukaryota; Metazoa; Arthropoda; Insecta; Lepidoptera; Noctuidae.
UCGGACGGCAGUAAGUCGUCUGCCGUCAAAUAAUUAAACAAAAUUAAAUAGUGAAAAGUGCAACAUGGCUAAACUAUUAGUGCUCCUUACCCUUGCGGCAGUCGCCAGUGCAAACUCAUAUACCGCCUCCAAAUUAGUAAAGAACAUUUACAACGAAUGUUUGAGCCAAUAUUCGGUGGAAUGUGUGAAACCGAGAACCCUGCAGUGGAUUUCGCAAGUGUCCAACGAUGACGAGAUCAAGAUCACAGACGACCUCUCCAUUGUCAAGACUGCGACCCUGGAGGAUGACAUGGGAGUCGACCCCAGGAUGGCACAGGAUCCAGCUUACCAGAUUGUGGAUAAAGUAGACCGGUUCCUCCAGACCCAUACGCUCAAAGUGAAAGUUCCUGAGGAAAUUUCGAACAGUGCUGCGUCUGAGUAUGUGCCAAGGUCCUUGCUUACGGAUCUGCCUUCGGAAUUGGAAAUGCCUCUGGAUGGUGAAGAAGACGGUCAAGUGUUCGAGGGCAGGAAGAAGAAGAUCAAGCUCCCCAAGCCUUUGAGGAUCAAGAGCAAGCACGGUUUCAUCAAGAAGGUGCUGCUGCCCUUCCUCCUCGGCUUAAAGUUCAAGGCUUCCGUGCUGGUCCCUCUGGCUCUUGCCCUCAUCGCUCUCAAGACAUGGAAGGCUCUGACCCUGGGUCUCAUCUCAUUGGUUCUUUCCGGUGCCAUGGUAAUCUUCAAAUUCACGAAACCCAAGGUCGUGAACUACGAAGUUAUUCACUACCCACAGCACCACGUUGAGCACCAUGUAGACCACCAUGCCCCAGGAUGGGAUGCCCACGGACCGUACCAGGCCAGGACCUUCGAAGACGCCCACGAAAUGGCCUACUCCGCACAAAUAUAAACAAAAUGAAACAAAUAGCUUUAAAACUACGGACCUCUGACUAAAUUAUUAAAUUAUUUAUUUAUUUAAUUUAAUUUAUCUUAAUAAUGUAAAUAAAAUUCUGUAUAAAGUAAGUUUCACAUUC